This is a messenger RNA of Mizuhopecten yessoensis (Yesso scallop), 2153 nucleotides long. RefSeq names its product E3 ubiquitin-protein ligase RNF14-like. The transcript is spliced from 11 exons. Bases 160 to 1938 code for a protein of 592 amino acids. The record is from RefSeq and is a predicted model, not a curated record. NCBI's taxonomy places the organism in Eukaryota, Metazoa, Mollusca, Bivalvia, Pectinida, Pectinidae. Gene Ontology annotation, molecular function: zinc ion binding; protein binding.
CGUGGAAAAUUUCUGCGCCACACGUACCGUUUCAACCGGUAACGCGAAUGUAGCCAUGUAGGAUAACAUUCAAGCGUCAUAGUGACAUGUGUCAAAACAUACCCUUUCGUCAUUUUCGAGGCUGCAUUUUCUACGAAUGAAAACAUUGACUGCACAAACAUGGCAACUGCUGCAGAUUCAGGUGUACGCAUCAACGGAGGAUGGUCAGCGCACUUGGCUGACAAUUUACAAGAACAAAAUGACGAGGUACUUGCAUUACAAUCCAUUUUUGAAGGCGAGGAAAACAGACUGACUGUAUUUUCCACAGCACCAGAUGAAAUUCCUGACAGUGAAAAUUGCAAGGAAAAUUCCAGAUUAUACCAGCUUCAGCUACAAGUGCCUGUAAAGCAGGAUGCUGCUAAAGUGACAAUAGACAUUUGCAUGCCCUUCAGAGAACCAAUGGACAGCACAGAACAAGAUUCCAAAGUACAAAAUCCUGGAGCUGUCGACUACAAACGAUCAGAUUCAGGUAACAAUCUGAUGGCAUCCAUUACACUUUCUCACCUGACACCAUUAAAUUUGACGGUGAUAUUUCCUCCGGAGUAUCCUGCCUGUGGCCCUCCACAGUUCACCUUGUCUGCGAUAUGGUUGUCAUGGCAACAGUUGGGUGCCUUGUGUGUGAUGCUGGAUAAAUUGUGGGAGGAGUCACCUGGAAUGCCAAUACUGUAUACUUGGAUUGAUUGGUUGGAGAAUAAUUCAUUCAGUUUCUUAGGCCUGCGAGACCACGUAUUGGUGCGAGAGAUGAGCCCUGAUGAUAAGGUUCUUGAUGAGAGAGGGCUGCAGGAUUGUCUGGACAUUGAAGAGGCUGUCACUACCAUGAUGAGGUACAGUGCAGAGGAAGAGAACUACCAGUUCCGAAUGACUGACCAUGAAUGCAGCGUAUGUUUUAUGGAGUUCCCCGGAGCUGAGUUCUACAGGAUGAGACAGUGUGGUCACCAUGUGUGUCGGGAGUGCAUGCAAACCCUUUGUCAAAUCCAUGUCAAAGAUGGCACUGUCACAGAACUUGUGUGUCCAGAGUCAGAGUGUAAAACAGACAUCCCACCAAGUGUCAUCAGAGAAGUUGUCGGGGAGGAACAGUUCUGUCGCUAUGAGCGUCUUGCUCUACAGAAAGCCCUUGACAACAUGGGAGACAUUGUAUGGUGUCCGCGAUGUGAAGGUGUGGUUGUACAGGAGAGUGACAAGACACUUCACCUGGGUUACUGUAUCACGUGUCAGUUCUCAUUCUGUACCUUAUGUAACAAGCUGUGGCAUCAGGGACAGAAGUGUGCUGAUAAAGAAGAAACGGUCAAAGCUUUGGAGGACAGACUCAAAGGAGAUAAACAUAUAGAGGGACUCAAGCGUAAAAUAGAAAAGAUGAAGGAAGAAAUGUCGAGCAGUAUAUAUCUGAUCAAUAAAGCGAAGACUUGCCCUUCAUGCAACGCACAUUUUCAGAAAAUAUCAGGGUGUAACAAGGUCGUCUGUAGAUGUGGCCGUUCCCUGUGCUACGUCUGUUGUAAAGAUAUCACAAAGAUUGGAUACAGUCAUUUCCAGGAGAGUGUGGGCUGCUCCACCUUUGAAGACCAUGAAGAUCUGAAUGUGUGGAACAGACGUCCACUUCCACAGAUAAAUCAAGACAAAGUUGUGAAAAUGAUGGACAUGCGAACUAGGUUGGCAGCAAAUCCCUUAUUGGAACAGGUUCAAUGUCCAAGAUGUCACAGGAAGAGCCUGCAGGGACCACACGGAAACAACCAUGUCAAGUGUUGGAACUGUAACACUGGAUUCUGUUUCCUAUGUCGGGAAAUACUGAGCAAAGUUCCGGUAACCAAACAUUUUAAACCUCCGUCACCGUGUCGACAGCACACUGAGGAGAGAAGUGCUGCUGUAGUCCAUAUUCUUGAAAAUGAUGACAAUACCUCAUAAAAGGCAACCCAUGACAUUUCCAGAGACAAUUGUAAAUGACAGAUUUAGUGAUGUAAAUUCAAAUACUGCAUUCAAGCAUUGACAUGGUUAGAAGUAAGUGGUUGUGCAAAUUCAAUGCUGGUGAGCUUAUAUGCUAUUGGAUAGUAUCUUUUGUCAACUUUUCAUUUAAAAGUCUGUUAGACACUCACAGUCCCACCCAACAAAGUGUGUGUGUG